Molecule: messenger RNA, 733 nt
Organism: Mya arenaria
Lineage: Eukaryota; Metazoa; Mollusca; Bivalvia; Myida; Myidae
Exons: 2
Coding region: 65-634 (189 amino acids)
Molecular function (GO): ubiquitin protein ligase activity
Source: RefSeq, a predicted model, not a curated record
AUAAAUUUUACCUUCCUUUGUCAUAUAGUUACAUCGGUAUUUUCCUAUCUGACUGUGAAACAAAAUGGCGUUGAAAUUACUUUUCAGGGCAUUAUCAUUAUGUUGUGUCAGUUUAUUAAUAACAAAUGCUGAAGGUCUGGUGACGUUCAGUGCAAACCACGGCCCAAAGCUCGACCUGCUGGAGGGGAAUACGGAGGGUCGGCGGUACGAAGGCUACUGCUGGGCGGUGGCCCUCGGGGAACAGCCGCUUCCGGUCGGCCACUGGCUCGAGUUCAACAUCACGGAACGCGAGUGUUGCUGGCUAGCGAACAUGAAUGUCGGCAUCUCUUAUACGUCACCAGAUGAUAUUCCCCUUGGGGACUUAGUUCUCUGUGAGGAUAACGUCAGUAUGGCGCUUAACUAUACGGAAGUGUUUGUGUUUGAGAGGUUUUAUUCGGAGGAGAAUGUUUACCGUUUUCGCGUUGAUCACCAUGGCAACGCCUUUCUGACCCCGAACGUUACAGAGGAUGGAUUGGUGUUCAGCGGCGUUGACGUUAGCAGACCGUUCUGGCCUAUAUUUAAUGUGUUCGGUGAUACAAAAGCUAUACGACUGUUGAAUGUGACGGCUGACGAGUACGAGGAUGCCGUUUUCUGAUAGCUGUUGAACCGUUCAAAGAACAUGUAAACAUAACAAAUCCUCCUACGAAAGUGGUCAAAUGAGAUAAUUAUUUUUUAACAAUUUCAUUGCAAUACA